Molecule: messenger RNA, 4599 nt
Organism: Linum tenue
Lineage: Eukaryota; Viridiplantae; Streptophyta; Magnoliopsida; Malpighiales; Linaceae
Source: the annotation of a GenBank genome assembly
GGGAGGAUGAAGAUUUGAAGAACAAGAAGAUGGAAGCCGCUACCACGUCUAUUCACCGCCGUUUGCCCUAACCAAAUGCUCUCUCUCUCUCUACUGUCACUAUUUCUCUGUCUAUGUUUCUGUCACACACUGUCUCUCUCUUCAUAAAACCCCUCUCUCUGGUUUUUUCCCUUUCCAUUUUCUUUCUCUGCCCUCUUAUUAAUAACGCCUUAUAGUGUGCGAGUACUACUAGUAGUAGUCCUUCACGCCAAUUGCCUGUUCACUGACCAUCCUUUCCUCCCUCCAUUCCAUUCUCUCUCUGCGCCCCACACAAUGACACUCUUCCUCCAAACUUCGCUCUCCUCCUUCUUCUUCGUCUCUUUCCCAACCAUGGUAGAAUUCCCCUGUUGACCCCUCCUCCUUCCACUCCACCUUCUUCUAGCCUCUGUUUUCCCGAUUCCGGCACUGUGCUUCGUGGGUCGGUGGAGAAAGAAAUGGACGGAAAUGGGUUCUUCUUCAUCGGGCGAGCGAAGCUUCUCUCCCGGCGUUUUCUGGUGCUCGGAGCUUUUCUGUUUCUGGUUCUCUGCCCUCACGCUUCCUCACUCAACGACGAAGGGAGAGCUCUGAUGGCGAUCAAGGGGUCGUUCAGCAAUGUGGUGAAUGUUCUUUCCGACUGGGGCGAUGUCCAUAACGAGGAUUUCUGCUCAUGGCGUGGAGUGUUGUGCGACAAUCUCACACUCUCUGUUGUUUCUCUGAACUUGUCGAAUUUGAACUUGGGCGGUGAGAUUUCUGCUGCCAUUGGGGACUUGAGGAACCUGCAGUCUCUGGACCUUCAAGGAAACAAGCUGUCGGGUCAAAUCCCAGAUGAAAUCGGAAACUGUGGUUCCCUUUUUCAUCUGGAUCUAUCCUUCAACUUGCUCUAUGGAGAUAUUCCAUUCUCCAUAUCUAAGCUGAAGGAGCUAGAAUAUCUAAACUUGAGGAACAACCAGCUCGUCGGCCCUAUUCCUUCCACUCUGACGCAGAUUACUAAUCUCAAAACCAUGUCAGUUCUCUUCUUUACAACAUUGUGUCGUGUUUUCUCGCUCGAAAUUUCACUAAAUCGUUACCCUUCUGCCUCCAUUUCCAGUGACCUUGCUCAGAAUCAGCUCACCGGCGAGAUACCCAGAUUAAUCUACUGGAAUGAAGUCCUGCAGUACCUUGGGUUGCGUAGUAAUUUUCUGACCGGAACGCUGUCCCCUGAUAUGUGCCAACUCACCGGCUUGUGGUACUUUGAUGUGAGAUGCAACAAUCUAACUGGAACCAUCCCUGAUAGCAUUGGCAACUGCACAAGCUUCGAGAUACUGGACAUAUCAUACAACAUGAUCACAGGGGAGAUACCUUACAACGUUGGCUUCCUGCAAGUAGCUACUCUGUCACUGCAGGGUAACAGGCUCACUGGGAAGAUUCCUGAGGUCAUUGGUCUAAUGCAAGCACUUGCUGUUCUGGAUUUGAGCGAGAACCAGUUAGUCGGACCGAUCCCACCGAUCCUUGGCAAUUUGACUUACACGGGCAAAUUGUAUCUCCAUGGAAACAAACUGACUGGACCAAUUCCUCCAGAACUUGGGAACAUGUCCAAACUUAGUUACUUGCAACUGAAUGACAAUGAGUUGACUGGUGGCAUUCCCCCUGAACUUGGCAAGCUGGAACAAUUGUUUGAAUUGAAUCUUGCCAACAACAAGCUGGAAGCCUCCAUUCCUCAUAACAUAAGCUACUGUACCGCAUUGAACAAGUUCAAUGUUCAUGGCAAUCGCUUGAAUGGAACAAUCCCUCCAGGUUUCAGAAACUUGGGGAGCUUGACUUACCUGAAUCUUUCGCGGAACAACUUCAAAGGAAAAAUUCCUUUCGAGCUUGGACGCAUUGUCAACCUCGAUACGCUGGAUCUGUCAAGCAAUAGCUUUUCUGGGCCUAUACCAGCUUCGGUUGGAGAUCUGGAGCACCUUCUGAUACUGAACUUGAGCAAGAACCAUCUUGGUGGACCAUUGCCAGCUGAAUUUGGUAACCUUCGCAGCAUUCAGAUAAUUGAUGCUUCUUUCAACAAUGUCACUGGAACCAUUCCUAUUGAACUUGGUCAGCUGCAAAAUGUUGCUUCCUUGAUUCUGAACAACAACAGCCUGCAUGGACAGAUUCCUGAACAACUUUCCAACUGUCUCAGCCUCACCAAUCUGAACUUCUCUUAUAACAACUUAUCAGGGAUCGUUCCACUGCUUCGAAACUUUUCUCGAUUCCCAGCUGACAGCUAUGUGGGCAAUCCAUUGCUCUGCGGGAACUGGGUUGGCUCUAUAUGUGAUCCUUACACCGUAAAAUCGAAAGCAAUAUUCACAAUGCCUGCAGUUGUCUGCAUAGUGCUGGGUGCCCUUGCUCUACUAUCUGUGGUCGCAGUUGCUAUCUACAAAUCCAAGCAACAGAACCUGUUGGAUGAUGCCACCAACAAUUCAUUGCAAGGCCCUCCAAAACUAGUAGUGCUUCACAUGGACAUGGCAUUCCACACCUUCGACGACAUACUGAGCUACACCGAGAACUUCAAUGAGAAAUUCAUCAUUGGCUGUGGAGCUUCUGGCACAGUGUUCAAAUGCAUGCUGAAAAAUUCUCGGCCCCUGGCAAUCAAGCGACUCUACAACCACAAGUACCCCUACAACCUUCGUGAGUUCCAAACCGAGCUCGAGACCAUUGGCAGCAUUCGUCACAGAAACAUUGUCUCUCUCCAUGCAUACGCAUUGUCACCUUCUGGCAACCUCCUCUUCUACGACUACAUGGAGAACGGCUCUCUCUACGACCUCCUUCAUGGCACUGCAAAGAAGGUGAAGCUCGAUUGGGAUACACGUAUCAAAAUCGCAGUUGGCACUGCUCAGGGACUUGCUUAUCUUCACCAUGACUGCAACCCCAGAAUCAUCCACAGGGACGUUAAGUCGUCGAACAUUCUUCUCGAUGAGAACUUCGAAGCUCAUCUCGCUGAUUUCGGUAUUGCGAAAUGCCUCCCGACGGCGAAAUCUCAUGCAUCGACGUUGGUUCUCGGGACUAUCGGGUACAUUGACCCUGACUACGCGAGAACUUCUCGUCUGAAUGAGAAGUCCGAUGUCUACAGCUUUGGCAUCGUUCUUCUGGAGCUUCUCACUGGGAAGAAGGCUGUGGAUAACGACUCCAACUUGCAACAACUGAUCAUGUCCAAGGCUGAUGACAACACGAUAAUGGAAGCUGUGGACUCUGAAGUUUCAGUAACUUGCAUGGAUGUAAGCCAUCUCAGGAAGACACUGCAACUGGCUCUGCUGUGUACGAAGACAAACCCUUCCGAGAGGCCGACAAUGCAUGAAGUUGUGAGGGUGUUGGUCUCAUUUCUGCCACCUCCGCCGAUGAAGGGCUGCUCGCUCUCGUCGAAGGAUAUUGACUACUCGAAGUUCCUUGCGGAGAAAGGCGAGAAGCAACGUGGUGGAUCUGUUCUACAACAGCAGCCGCAGCAUCAGCAGCAGUUGCAGCAAGAGAACAACUCGUCUGAUGGUCAGUGGUUUGUUAGGUUCAGAGAAGCUAUAUCUAAGAAUACGUUUUAGUUAGUUUGCUACUUUGCUUAAAGUAGUUUAGGGUAUAACCAAGCCAGUCGAACGUUUGGUUUUUAAACUAGGGAGGAGAAAGUAAAUGAAUAGUGCCCAAAUUUUGGCUUUCGGAAAGGUAUGAUGUUGAUUCAUGGGUUCUGUACUUCGACCCUGGUUUUAGGCUGGGAACCAGCCUCGGGUAUUGGUUUUUGUAGUUGGGUGGACCGUGGCGUCUGAACUGGUUUGGUUUUUGGUAGGUUCAAUUAUCUUAUACAGGCAGUUGUAGAAACUUACUUUUCAGCCUGUUGAAAUUUACACUUGGUAUUAACUUGUGAACAAAAUGGCCACCAGCUUACAUUGAACCUUUACACAGAUGAACUCGCCCAGCCACUGAGCUAAUGGCUUUAGCAGUGAAGUAAUUACAUGCUUAGCUGCUUGUUCACAUCUGUUUGCGUUGAAAAUGGAAACUGCUGUGAAAGAAUUCACUGCCAUUGAAGAAAGCUACAUCCUGAAGCAACUGAUGGUUUCGAGCCAUUUCAGGAUUCCUACACUUGAUGAACUACAAAACAGAUAGCAGGAGAGCCCCCUGGAAUCCAUUUGUUGAUGGAGCUAAUCUUUUGUUAUUGUGUUAGUGAAUUGGCGUGCUAACCUGUUAUUGUUCAUCUGGUAUCCAAGUGAGGAGGCAGUGGUGUUUUCAUUUCCACAAUGGUGAAGAAUCACAGGUCCAGGCCAAUGCGGUUUCACCUAGUUCUCUUGAUUCAAGUCAUUCGGUGUGUUCUCUUUUGAGACCUUUGGUUGAGGAUGCACUUUGGUCUCAUGUCUGGUUGUAGAAUGAGGUUGAGACGCUAGGGAGAGCUGAUUAAAUGCAUCCACUGGUGGCUCAUCCAGGAACCUCCUUUUGUCCGUGCCCUUUGAUUCCUUUGUUUUCAGAGAUCGAGUUCUCCCAGGUUGCUCCUGUUUGUCUCUCAAUGGUGGACCACUUGUCAGAUCUAUUUUAUCCUUUUCAGACGAAGAUUUCGAACGGGGUAGCUUUACUCCUUGAAGUUCUGGCAGCGGC